Molecule: messenger RNA, 1698 nt
Organism: Poecilia reticulata (guppy)
Lineage: Eukaryota; Metazoa; Chordata; Actinopteri; Cyprinodontiformes; Poeciliidae
Gene: tmem18
Product: transmembrane protein 18
Cellular component (GO): nuclear membrane
Source: RefSeq, a predicted model, not a curated record
GGCUGUGACCUCAUCCGCCUCAUUCGCAUUUCCGUUUUCUUUUACCUUUAGCUAAGCUAUACGGUUAGCUUUGUCGUUUUUUGAAGAUGACAGAACAAAAACCAGAGAAUAUUAGCUCCAUACCCAUCGACGGAUUCAGUAAUUUAAGAAUAACGUCGAUAUGGACGUUUCUAAUGUCGGUGCAGUGGUCGGAACCAUGGCUAAUCGGGCUCAUAGUAUUUCAUGUUGUGUGUUUGUUCCUGACUGUAGUAACCUGCAGGUUUUACAGAGCUCAGAUCUGCCACUUCCUGGUCAUCGUUGGCCUGGUUUAUAGUGCUGAAUAUCUGAAUGAACUGGCAGCGAUGAACUGGAGGUCUUUUUCUAAUUUCCAGUAUUUUGAUUCCAAGGGAAUGUUCAUAUCACUGGUUUACUCAAUUCCUCUCCUUCUCAACGCAGUCAUCAUCGUGAUGGUGUGGGUUUACAGGACCUUUUCCACCAUGACUGAACUCAAGACGCUUCAGCUGAAGAGAAGGGCCCGUCGAGAGAAGAGGGAGAAAAACGACUGAUCCCUUUCCCAAAGUCCGUACAUGGCCUUCACCGGGAGAAUUGAGAAUCUCUCCCCUGCUAAUCCUGAAUUUUGGGAAAGGAAAACAGAUUUGCUCUUGUGACUUUAAAAGGACUACUUUCUUUCAGGGUGGAAGUUUAUUUUUUUUAUUUAUUUUUUUUUUAGCAGUGGAAGUUUUUCAAUGGGAUUUAUGUAGACCAAAGGAUAUUAUUGUUUUCUGUUUCUAUUGUCUCCAAGUGUGCUACCAUGAAAUAUGAAUAACAUUUUUCUAAAGAUCAUGUUGUUCCUUUUCAUUCUUUAACAAAGCGAGUGAGAAAGGAGUCAUGUGGGAAUGUUUAAAGUUAUCCAGUCCACAUAGAUGCUGAGGCAGCUUGCGUCUUAAGAUGGAGUGCAUAAUUAACGUCCUCUUUCUCUGUGUAUGAGAGAGAGAGAAAGAGAGAUUCCUUUCCUGACUUUGCAGAUCUUCCAGCCACAAAUCAACCCUGGAUAGACUUUGAUCACGCUCUGAAGCCGUCACUCAAUAACGAGGGUUCCAGUUUAACCAACUCAUUUAUUUACCCAUAUAAUGACUUUUAUCUUUAUUUAAUUUUCUAUAUCACUAUUUGUAGUACAAAAAAUAUUGUCAUUUUAUGGUAAUAUUUGAUUAAGAUCUAAGGUCAUUUUUUAUCCAAUUAGGAAGUUUGGUCAAAGUGACACAGGCAUCUUCUAAAAAAAAAAGGAAAAAAAUAGCCCAAUAUACAAUUUACAUCACCUUAGUUUUUACAUGUAUACAAAAAUGCAUCUUGAAAUGGUUGCAUGAUUAAAUGGUGUUUUUAUGUUUCCACUUUAACUGCCAACUGUUCAUCCAUGCAAUAAGAUUCAAAGCUUUGGAGGCUGAAAGGCCUCCCUGCCUUGGCGCUAAUCUUUAGCUCCCACCACAGGUUCAAGUUGAGACUUGUGAGAAAGUGAUAUUUAUGAGAAGUAAGUUUUGUUUCCUUCCAUAUUCAGCGUGCUGGGUGUAUUUGACGGUAAAUGUGGACUUCGCUGACUUAAACCUGCUUUUUCCAGACUUGCAGUCCUAAUGUUCCAUUUAGCCUCACUGAUUUGGAGUUUUAUUUAGACUGCUUUAAUAACUUUAUUAUAAUUAAUAAUCAAAUAAACCAUUUUCCUUCUUA